AUGCUCAUGGCUAUAUUACCCUACUUCGCCCUAGCAACGCUGAUAGCCCAGGCGUCUGGCUUGGGCUUGGGUUUUCAUAACGAGCAAUAUCGACUCUCCGCCGACAAUACCAUUAAGACGUGCUCAGAAGAUACCACCCCAAUCGAGCCCCUUGCCAUAACGACGCAAAAGCCAACAACGAGGGAGAUGUGGUCCCUUUCCCAAUCUAAAGGCGUGGGCCUAGACAAGACGGGAGCAUUUGCGUACGACGAAAGUGCCGGAGAUGGAUCCCUAGUGUACGUAGUCGACAGCGGAGCACGUUUAUCUCAUCCGGUAGGAGACCGGGCGACAUGGUUGUUUCCCGGAAACGUCCAAGCGCCGGGCGACUCGACGGGCCACGGCACCAAAAUGCUAUGCAAAAUAACCGGUAAACUCUUCGGCGUUUCGAAGAGGGUUCACCCCAUCAUCGUUCGGGUGCCUACUGGUGCUGAUGGCGGCGAUGGAAGUAGGGACUGGGUUACAGCUGUGAAAGCGGUCCGCGAUGAUUACAAGGCGAAAAUUGCGCGCGGCUGGGACCGCAGACGACUUGCGAUUGUAAGCAUGGGUUUUGCCAUUUCACCGGCUGGUUUAAGUGAUCAGGAUAUAAACGACUUCGAGUCUUGUCUUAAGGAGAUGGGUCAACGACGGCCUUUUCCCCAUUACCGGCUCAGGCAACACUAA
Messenger RNA from Daldinia loculata, 699 nucleotides. RefSeq lists its product as uncharacterized. NCBI's taxonomy places the organism in Eukaryota, Fungi, Ascomycota, Sordariomycetes, Xylariales, Hypoxylaceae. The record is from RefSeq and is a predicted model, not a curated record. Gene Ontology annotation, biological process: proteolysis. Bases 1 to 699 code for a protein of 232 amino acids. Gene Ontology annotation, molecular function: serine-type endopeptidase activity. The transcript is spliced from 2 exons.